AUGAAUUUGUAAAUGUGAAAUAUAUGAAAAUUGUAGUGCUUUUGGUUAUACUUUANUUAUACUUUAUUAUUUAGGUCUUGCAUUAAACAAUUUUUAAAAAUAUUAAGAAGCUAUUGAAUGCUACGACAAAGUUAUUUCCAAUCAUCCAAAAGACUAUGAUGCUUGGAAUAAUAAGGGUAAAUAAAAUUGUUCGACAUUAUAUUUUAGGUUUUGCUUUUUCUAUUCCUUUGAUAGCAUUAGAGUUCUAAGAAAAUUAAAUAAAUAUUAAGAAGCAAUUAAUUGUUAUGACAAUGCUAUUUCUAUUAAUCCAAAUGGUGAUGAUGUUUGGAAUAAUAAAGGUAAUCAACUGCUAGACAUUGUUAUUUAGGUUAUGCAUUAUUACAUUUAAAUAAAUAUUAAGAAGCAAUUAAAUGCUACGACAAAGCUAUUUCCAUUAAUCCAAAGUUUGAUGCUGCAUGGAAUAAUAAGGGUAUUUAACACUUUGACAUUAUUAUUUAGCCAUUGCAUUAAAACAUUUAAAUAAAUAUUACGAAGCUAUUGAAUGUUACGACAAAGCUAUUUCCAUCACUCCAAAAUUUGAUGCUAUAUGGAAUAAUAAGGGUAAUCAACUGUUAGACAUUAUUAAUUAGGCAUGGCACUAAAAAAAUUAAAUAAAUAUUAAGAAGCUAUUGAAUGCUACGACAAAGCUAUUUCCAUUAAUCCAAAUGAUGAUGAUGCUUGGAAUAAUAAGGGUAAUAAAUUGUUCGACAUUAUUUUUUAGGUUCUGCUUUAUUCAAUUUAAAUAAAUAUCAAGAAGCAAUUAAAUGCUUUGACAAAGCUAUUUCCAUAAAUCCAAACGAUGAUGCUGUAUGGAGUAAUAAAGGUAAAUUUUUUUAUGAUUAAGGCUUGGCACUACAUAUGUUAAAGAAAUAUAAAGAUGCUAUCUUUUGUUAUGAUAAAGCUCUAGCCUUUAACAUUACUUCUCUUAGAUUACAACGAAAAGGUACAUUGUUUUAACUUUAAUUUAUUUUCAGCUGAUUCUCUAUUAGAAUUAGGGAACAAAUAUGAAGCUAAGCAGAAUUAUCUGGAAGCAUUGCAAAAAGGAUCAAACGAGAAGAAUUAUAUACAGAAAUAACUAUCAAAGUUAUGA
Messenger RNA from Paramecium octaurelia, 1129 nucleotides. The record is from the annotation of a GenBank genome assembly. NCBI's taxonomy places the organism in Eukaryota, Ciliophora, Oligohymenophorea, Peniculida, Parameciidae.